Messenger RNA from Bombina bombina (fire-bellied toad), 729 nucleotides. RefSeq names its product E3 ubiquitin-protein ligase BRE1B-like. The record is from RefSeq and is a predicted model, not a curated record. Gene Ontology annotation, cellular component: nucleus; HULC complex. Lineage: Eukaryota; Metazoa; Chordata; Amphibia; Anura; Bombinatoridae. The coding region runs from base 139 to 714 and encodes 191 amino acids. The transcript is spliced from 4 exons. Gene Ontology annotation, molecular function: ubiquitin protein ligase activity.
GGUACGCAUGCGUGGUGUGGUAUCUGUGACAUCCGGGUGCUGUAAUGAAGAUGGCGGCUUGUGUAUGAAGAGACAUCCAUGGUGCAGGAACUGUCUGUGAGACGCUGUAAUCAGUUUGCGUUAGGCACCUGAGCAGUCAUGUCAGGGGCUGGCAGUAAGAGGGCGUCGUUAGACGGCGGCUCAGGGCCCUCUGAGAAGAAGCCUAACCAUGAGGAAAAGACAACAACGACACUGAUAGAGCCCAUACGCCUUGGGGGCAUAUCUUCUACGGAAGAGAUGGAUAUGAAAGUUUUACAGUUUAAAAAUAAGAAACUGGCGGAGCGACUGGAGCAGAGACAAGGGGUUGAGGAUGAGCUGAGGGAGAAGAUUGAGAAGCUGGAGAAGAGGCAAGCGACAGAUGAUGCCACUCUGCUCAUAGUCAAUCGCUACUGGAGCCAGCUGGAUGAGAACGUUCAGCAGUUACUGAAGAGCUAUGAUGCGGAGCCAGCUGCACAGAGCGCCCCAGCAAGUGUGGCCCCUGAGGAGAAGGAGCAGCCUAUGGAAAAAGAGGGCGACACUGAGGGUUCACAACCACCCGCAGAGCAAGAUGGCAAAGGUGAGUCCUUGAGGUUCCCCUUGUAUCCAUUGUUAUCGUUGUCAUAUGAUCGCUGUGACUCGUGUUUAUUACCCGUAGCCUCAUUAUUAACCCUUGCACUGCUCUCUUCCAGCACAUAGCUCCGCAGCUUUUAU